CGAGAGAGUGAGGAGCAGACACAGAGACUCUUCUAUGAGGAUUCGGCCACAGCGUGAUGGCAGGAGGAGGUUAGGAUGAGGAGACGGACAGGAGAGGAUCCUAUGCCUGAGGGCGAGCGUACGCAGGCGGAGGAGGGGCUUCAGGCGAGAUUGUUGUCUGAUGCCUCAGUGCGAGAGUUGGUGGGAGUGAUGGAGCAUGUCAGGAGACUCACACAGACCGAGGUUGCACGAGGAGAGGUGCUUCAGGGUGCAGUACAGAGGAUCGGUGCUCUGGAGCGGGAGAACAGAGGACUGAGGGACACGGUACGUGAUCUUGUCACCAGCUCCGAGCAGGCAAGACAGUCCACCUCGAGGCUCGAGCAGAGGAUUACUGACCUAGAGGAGCGUCGGAGGCGUCAGGCCACGACAGAUGUGGUCGACGAGAGGAGGACUGAGGAGAAACAGAUUCCUAUCAGACAAGCAUACAUCUCUCAUGAGGUAGAGCCAGGUGGAGCGAGGUUAGACAUCCCUCAGCGAGAUUCACGGACAGGGGAGCCACUUGGGGCUAUGGGGAUGACAUGUGAGGAGGCAACAGUCGUCGACAAGCUUAUGCUUGAGGCAGACGAGAUCGAGAGCAGGAGAGAGGCAGAGGCACGAGGUUUGGACUGGGUUCCUCCCUCAGAGUUGGCAGUUCAGAGGGAUGCAUGGCAAGGAUUGGGGGGCAGACAUGACGAACGAGAGAGAUUUUCAGAGCUACGAGACGUCAUGCCACAGGAGGACACGAGCGGGUCAGCAACAGUACUGCCGGCGACUCUGCCGCUUACACCAGCUCCAGUUUUGGGGUCGAUGGACGACAUAAUGCACCUCCUUUCUUCAGGGUCUGGGAGAUGUGACGAGGAGGCGACGAUUGAGAGAGCCUCGAGGAUGUUGAGUCCUGACACGGUGGAUAGGGCCAUACACAAUGUGACAAUCCGACUCGAGAGGGCACAACCUCGGAUCCAACCCAAGCCUAAAAAGGCGAAGGUAGAGGGCAGCGGCACCGGCGACGUAUGCUCGUGGUGUGACAGAGGAGUGCAUGACAAAGUCGCUUGCCCCGCCUUCCAAGAUGACCUCAGGAGGCGAGUCGUGCAGUUCGAUGGGCAGGGACUAGUCAGGGAUAUGCGUGGCGGUCGUCUUCCAAUAAGACGCCGAUGUUAGGAGAGUUGUGUAUGAUAAGCUAGGCCUGA
Molecule: messenger RNA, 1205 nt
Organism: Chara braunii
Lineage: Eukaryota; Viridiplantae; Streptophyta; Charophyceae; Charales; Characeae
Source: the annotation of a GenBank genome assembly